UUCAACAGCAGCCUAUUUCCAUCUGAUCGAUCGAUCUUUUUCUCUGCACAAAAUCUACUUCGAUUCUCACCCAAUUUUCUACACAAAACCCACUUCGAUUCCGACCCAACUUUGUCGAUCUGCUCCUUCGUGGUUCGGACGACGACGUACUUCAAAGUUUUCUGGUACACUAUUCGUGCUUGGAUUCGACUAUUGUUUGAGUUCCGGAUGCGCAAAUGACUUCGUUAAGUAGAGAAUUGGUUUUUCUCAUUCUUCAGUUCCUGGAGGAGGAGAAAUUUAAGGAAUCAGUUCACAAGCUUGAGCAAGAGUCUGGCUUCUUCUUCAAUAUGAAAUAUUUCGAGGAGAAGAUACAAGCUGGUGAAUGGGACGAAGUGGAGAAGUAUCUUUCGGGAUUUACAAAAGCUGAUGACAAUAGAUACUCCAUGAAGAUAUUCUUUGAAAUUAGAAAGCAGAAGUAUCUAGAAGCACUCGAUAAGCAAGACAAAGCAAAGGCUGUUGAUAUACUGGUGACCGAUUUGAAAGUAUUCUCUACAUUUAACGAAGAAUUAUAUAAGGAAAUUACUCAGCUCAUAACACUCACCAAUUUCAGGGAAAACGAGCAGUUAUCCAAGUAUGGUGACACCAAGACAGCUCGUAGCAUUAUGUUGAUAGAGCUUAAGAAACUAAUUGAAGCGAAUCCUCUUUUCCGCGAGAAGCUCGUGCUUCCUAGUCUAAAAUCUUCAAGACUGCGAACUUUAAUCAAUCAAAGUUUGAAUUGGCAACAUCAACUCUGUAAGAAUCCAAGGUCCAACCCAGAUAUAAAGACCUUAUUCAAUGAUCAUACUUGCACACCUCCAAAUGGAGCUCUUACAUCUGCUCCUGUUACUAUUCCAGCUGCUGGAGUUGCAAAACCUCCUAUUUAUUCACCAUUGGGAACACCAUUUCAGCCAGCUGCAGCGACUGGUAGUGCUAAUGCUUUAGCAGGUUGGAUGGCAAAUGCUUCUUCGUCAUCAUCUGUUCAAGCGGCUGUUGUUACAGCUUCUUCCUUACCUGUUCCACAAAACCAAGUCUCAAUACUGAAACGUCCAAUAACACCACCAACCACCCUAGGUAUGAAUGAUUAUAAGAGUGCUGAUCAUGAGCAGCUAAUGAAACGACUGCGGCCUGUACAAUCGGUUGAGGAGGUUACCUACCCAGCUCCUCGUCAACAUACCGGUUGGACCCUGGAUGAUUUGCCAAGAACUGUAGCUUGUGCCUUGCAUCAAGGAUCAUCUUCUGUUGCAAGCAUGGAUUUCCAUCCUUCUCAUCAAACAUGGCUCCUUGUUGGUUCGACUAAUGGAGAAAUAACACUCUGGGAAAUUGGCAUACGAGAGAAACUAGUUUCGAAGCCAUUCAAGAGAUGGGAUAUGUCUACAUGUUCUCUUGCAUUUCAGGCUUCUAUGGCCAAAGAUACUUCUAUAUCUGUUACUCGUGUCACGUGGAGUCCAGAUGGGAAUUUUCUGGGGGCUGCCUUUACAAAACAUUUGAUUCAUCUGUAUGCUUAUAAUGGGCACAAUGAUUUCCGUCAGCAUUUAGAGAUUGAAGCUCACGUGGGUCAAGUUAAUGAUCUGGCUUUUGCUCACCCAAACAAACAGCUCUGUGUUGUAACCUGUGGAGAUGAUAAAUUAAUAAAGGUUUGGGACUUAUCUGGCAGAAAGCUGUUUAACUUUGAAGGGCAUGAAGCACCUGUAUAUUCUGUUUGCCCUCAUCAAAAGGAGAAUAUUCAGUUCAUAUUUUCAACUGCUGUUGACGGGAAAAUUAAGGCGUGGCUGUAUGACAACAUGGGAUCUAGAGUUGACUAUGAUGCACCUGGGCAUUGGUGUACAACUAUGCUUUACAGUGCUGAUGGAAGUAGGUUGUUCUCGUGUGGAACGAGUAAAGAAGGAGAUUCCUUUCUGGUUGAAUGGAAUGAGAGUGAAGGAGCUAUAAAGAGGACAUAUAGUGGUUUCAAGAAAAAAUCAGCUGGUGUUGUGCAAUUUGACACAACUCAAAAUCACUUUUUGGCUGUGGGUGAAGAUAACCAGAUCAAGUUCUGGGACAUGGAUAAUGCUAACGUUCUCACCAGCAUAAAUGCGGAUGGUGGGCUUCAGAGCCUUCCUCGCUUGAGGUUCAACAAAGAAGGUAAUCUCCUUGCUGUAACUACAUCAGAUAAUGGGAUUAAGAUACUUGCAACUGCUGCUGGUCUUAGAUCUUUAAGGACAGUUGAAGCAUCACCUUUUGAAGCCUUGAGAACACCAAUUGAGCCUACCAUGUUAAAGGUUUCUGGGUCUUCUGUUGUUACUAACAUCAAUCCAGUAAAUUGCAAAGUGGAAAGAAGCUCUCCAGUUAGGCCUUCAUCUGUUCUUAAUGGAGUUGAUGCUAUGGGUAGAAGCAUGGAAAAACCAAGAAUAUUGGAUGAUGUAAUUGAUAAACCAAAGUCUUGGCAGUUGACUGAAAUUGUAGAUCCAGUGCAAUGCCGGAUUGUUACUAUGCCAGAGAGCGCAGAUACGGCCAAGAAGGUUGCUCGGCUUCUGUAUACAAAUUCUGGAGUGGGCCUUUUGGCACUUGUAUCUUCUGGUGUUCAGAAAUUAUGGAGAUGGGGCCGCAGUGAACAAAAUCCAAGUGGAAAGGCCACUGCGAAUGUUGUUCCACAACAUUGGCAACCGAAUAGUGGUCUCUUUAUGACAAAUGAUGUCUCUGGCGUCAAUAUUGAUGAAGCAGUUCCAUGCAUAGCACUGUCAAAGAAUGAUUCCUAUGUAAUGUCAGCCUGUGGAGGGAAAGUUUCAUUAUUUAACAUGAUGACCUUCAAGACAAUGACCACAUUUAUGCCGCCUCCACCUGCUUCAACUUUCCUAGCAUUUCAUCCGCAAGAUAAUAACAUUAUAGCCAUAGGAAUGGAGGAUUCCACCAUCCACAUUUACAAUGUUCGGGUAGAUGAGGUGAAGUCAAAACUAAAAGGUCAUCAUAAGCGGAUAACUGGGUUAGCUUUUUCAACCCAUCUCAACAUAUUGGUUUCAUCUGGAGGCGAUGCUCAGCUAUGCAUUUGGAGCAUUGAUACAUGGGAGAAAAGGAAAAUUGUUCCAUUGCAACUGCCUGCAGGCAAGCCUCCUACGAGUGGUGACACGAGAGUUCAGUUCCAUUCGGAUCAAAUCCGUCUGUUAGUAUCUCAUGAAUCUCAGCUGGCUAUAUACGACGCUUCAAAGAUGGAUCGCAUUCGUCAGUGGGUAUCACAAGAUGUCCUCCCUGCUCCCAUAUCUUAUGCUACAUAUUCUUGCAACAGUCAAUUAGUGUACACUUCAUUCUGUGAUGGUAACAUCGGAGUUUUCGAGGCAGAUAGCCUUAGACUACGUUGUCGUAUAGCUCCUUCUGUCUAUUUGUCCUCAUCAGUAUUGAACGGUAGUCAAGCUGUGUACCCUCUUGCUGUGGCAGCGCAUCCUCAGGAACUGAAUCAGUUUGCAAUCGGGCUGUGUGAUGGGUCGGUUAAAGUUCUAGAACCGUUGGAAGGGGAGGCAAAGUGGGGAGUGGCUCCUCCAACUGCUGCUGAUAACAACAGUCUAAGUGGUCGGCCUGGAUCAUCGUCAAACACAAGCAACCACACACCCGAUCAAGCUCAAAGAUGAACAAAUAUCAAGUAUGUUGUAUUUAAUUUACACAAGAAAGAAAUAUAUUAUGUGGGCUUGACAUAAUAUUGUAUUUAAUUUAUUCUCUUGGCUGUGCUAUACAUAUAUUUGGUUGGAAUUUUAACAUA
Molecule: messenger RNA, 3745 nt
Organism: Impatiens glandulifera
Lineage: Eukaryota; Viridiplantae; Streptophyta; Magnoliopsida; Ericales; Balsaminaceae
Product: topless-related protein 3-like
Exons: 25
Coding region: 216-3617 (1133 amino acids)
Biological process (GO): regulation of DNA-templated transcription
Molecular function (GO): protein binding
Source: RefSeq, a predicted model, not a curated record